Gossypium raimondii (Peruvian cotton) is the source of this 1598-nucleotide messenger RNA. Its product is annotated as bZIP transcription factor 18. Gene Ontology annotation, molecular function: DNA-binding transcription factor activity. NCBI's taxonomy places the organism in Eukaryota, Viridiplantae, Streptophyta, Magnoliopsida, Malvales, Malvaceae. The record is from RefSeq and is a predicted model, not a curated record. The transcript has 4 exons. Gene Ontology annotation, cellular component: nucleus. The coding region runs from base 110 to 1195 and encodes 361 amino acids. Gene Ontology annotation, biological process: regulation of DNA-templated transcription.
AAGAAGAAAGAUAAAAUAAUUUCAACACUCAGGUGGCUGGCUCGCUCAUUCUCUCUCUCUCAUUCUCUGCUGAGUUUUCUGAGAUCUGAAUCUAAAAGGAAACACCAAAAUGCAGGAUCCACCAAGUCUGAAGCCGAACCCGGAUCCACCGGUUCCCUCCAAUGCAUCAUCCACCACCCCUUCUUUUCCCAACCCAACCACUUUCCGAGGCUCUUACCACAGGCGAGCCCAGUCUGAAGUUCAAUUUCGGAUCCCGGAUGACUUGGAUCUCGUUUCCGACCCUUUCGAAGGAAUGGGAUCCGAAGACGACUUGUUUUGCAGUUACAUGGAUAUUGAGAAGCUAGGGGGAUCAUCUAAGGGAGCCGAAGAAGGAGGGGGUGCUACUGGCUCUUCAACUGUUGGAUCCGCUCAUAAUCCCAAAGGAGAUGAAAUCAGUGGCGGGUCGGCGGGGAUGGGGGAGAAGACUAAUGAAGGUGGGAAAGGAAGGCAUAGGUAUAGUAAUUCAGUUGAUGGGUGCUCGCUAAUGGAGUCCAUUGAAGCUAAGAAAGCUAUGGCUCCUGAUAAGCUUGCUGAAUUGUGGACUAUUGACCCUAAGAGAGCCAAAAGGAUCAUCGCAAAUCGUCAGUCAGCUGCUCGCUCUAAAGAGAGAAAAGCCCGAUAUAUAUCUGAACUGGAGAGAAAGGUCCAAACACUUCAAACGGAAGCAACUACUCUUUCUGCGCAACUAACCCUUUUCCAGAGAGAUACAACAGGCUUGACUACUGAGAACACUGAGCUUAAGCUUCGGCUACAAGCUAUGGAACAGCAGGCUCAGCUACGUGAUGCUCUAAAUGAAGCACUGAAGAAGGAAGUAGAGAGGCUCAAGAUGGCUACCGGUGAAAUGUCUACACCCACAGAUAACUUUAACUUAGGAAUGCACCAUAUACCAUUCACCCAAUCUUCUUUCUUUCCUCCCCAGCCACAGCAAGUUGAAACCCAGAAUAUGCAAAUGCCACCAUUUCAUCCCUUGCAAUCUAACAUGUUGGCAUCUAAUCAGUCUAUGGUAGCUGCCUCUGGCCCACAUGCCUUUGCGGAUAUGAUGCAACAGGAUCCUCUUGGCCGAUUGCAGGGGCUUGAUAUCAGUAGCAGAGAUUCACACUUGGUGAAAUCUGAAGGCCCUUCAAUAUCUGCUGGUGAAAGUAGUGGAACAUUAUGAUACAAAUUUUGCUGAUCUACACCUUGCCCUGUCCUAUUUGUUGGGUUGUUCAUAGACUGACCUUGUUUGGGAUUUUUAGUUUUUUCUUUUUCUUUUUUUUUUUCCGUAGCUUUGCUAGUUCUUCAGUCCUUUAAGAUUCUUUCCUUGUGGCAUUCAACUCAAUUUUUUUGGAGCAAUGAUGUGGGAAUAGAAGUAUGAUCGUAGGAGUAGAUUAAUGGAGCACCUCAAACCAGCUGCUCCCAUUUCUAUUGUCUGUUAAAGUAUUGUUUAAAGUUGUAUUGCUGUUGAAUUUCUUCGAAAAUUGUGUUUUUGUUUCGGUCGAGGACUCUCUCCCUCACAAGAUGGAUUUGUGCGCAACUUGAAAUGUAUCCGGCUAUCGGAUUGCAAUGCCUUGAGUUUACCA